Canis lupus familiaris (dog) is the source of this 3741-nucleotide messenger RNA. It is a transcript of the gene GABBR1, whose product is annotated as gamma-aminobutyric acid type B receptor subunit 1. Bases 1 to 2895 code for a protein of 964 amino acids. The transcript has 22 exons. Gene Ontology annotation, biological process: gamma-aminobutyric acid signaling pathway; G protein-coupled receptor signaling pathway. Gene Ontology annotation, molecular function: G protein-coupled GABA receptor activity. Lineage: Eukaryota; Metazoa; Chordata; Mammalia; Carnivora; Canidae. The record is from RefSeq and is a predicted model, not a curated record. Gene Ontology annotation, cellular component: G protein-coupled receptor heterodimeric complex; membrane.
AUGCUGCUGCUGCUCCUGCCGCUGGCGCUGGCGCCGCUCUUCCUCCGCCCCCCGGGCGCGGGCGGGGCACAGACCCCCAACGCCACCUCGGAAGGUUGCCAGAUCAUACACCCGCCUUGGGAAGGGGGUAUCAGGUACAGGGGCCUGACUCGUGACCAGGUGAAGGCUAUCAACUUCCUGCCGGUGGACUAUGAGAUUGAGUAUGUGUGCCGGGGAGAGCGAGAGGUGGUGGGGCCCAAGGUCCGAAAGUGCCUGGCCAAUGGCUCCUGGACAGAUAUGGACACACCCAGCCGCUGUGUCCGAAUCUGUUCCAAGUCAUAUUUGGCCCUGGAAAAUGGGAAGGUCUUCCUGACGGGUGGGGACCUCCCCGCUCUGGAUGGAGCCCGGGUGGAUUUCCGGUGUGACCCUGACUUCCAUCUUGUGGGCAGCUCCCGGAGUAUCUGUAGUCAGGGCCAGUGGAGCACUCCCAAGCCCCACUGCCAGGUGAACCGAACGCCGCACUCAGAGCGGCGAGCGGUGUACAUCGGGGCGCUGUUUCCCAUGAGCGGGGGCUGGCCGGGGGGCCAGGCCUGCCAGCCCGCGGUGGAGAUGGCGCUGGAGGACGUGAAUAGCCGCAGGGACAUCCUGCCGGACUACGAGCUCAAGCUCAUCCACCACGACAGCAAGUGUGACCCAGGCCAAGCUACCAAGUACCUGUAUGAACUGCUCUACAACGACCCCAUCAAGAUCAUCCUCAUGCCUGGCUGCAGCUCUGUCUCCACGCUUGUGGCUGAGGCUGCCAGGAUGUGGAACCUCAUUGUGCUCUCCUAUGGUUCCAGCUCACCAGCUCUGUCCAACCGGCAGCGCUUUCCUACCUUCUUCCGAACUCAUCCCUCGGCCACGCUCCACAACCCUACGCGAGUGAAGCUCUUUGAGAAGUGGGGCUGGAGGAAGAUUGCCACCAUCCAGCAGACCACCGAGGUGUUCACAUCGACUCUGGACGACCUAGAGGAACGAGUGAAGGAGGCUGGGAUUGAGAUUACUUUCCGCCAGAGCUUCUUCUCAGAUCCUGCCGUGCCUGUCAAGAACCUCAAGCGCCAGGAUGCCCGAAUCAUCGUGGGACUUUUCUAUGAGACUGAAGCCCGGAAAGUGUUCUGUGAGGUAUACAAGGAGCGGCUCUUUGGGAAGAAGUAUGUGUGGUUCCUCAUUGGGUGGUAUGCUGACAAUUGGUUCAAGACCUACGACCCCUCCAUCAACUGCACAGUGGAUGAGAUGACCGAGGCUGUGGAAGGCCACAUCACCACUGAGAUUGUCAUGCUGAACCCAGCCAACACCCGCAGCAUCUCCAACAUGACAUCCCAGGAGUUUGUGGAGAAACUGACCAAGAGACUCAAGAGACACCCUGAGGAGACAGGCGGCUUCCAGGAGGCACCGCUGGCCUAUGAUGCCAUCUGGGCCUUGGCAUUGGCCCUGAACAAGACAUCUGGAGGGAGCGGCCGUUCGGGGGUGCGCCUGGAAGACUUCAACUACAACAACCAGACGAUCACAGACCAAAUCUACCGCGCAAUGAACUCCUCGUCCUUUGAGGGUGUCUCUGGCCACGUGGUGUUUGAUGCCAGCGGCUCACGGAUGGCCUGGACUCUGAUUGAGCAGCUGCAGGGUGGCAGCUACAAGAAGAUCGGCUACUAUGACAGCACCAAGGAUGACCUUUCCUGGUCUAAAACGGACAAAUGGAUUGGAGGGGCCCCCCCGGCCGACCAGACCCUGGUCAUCAAGACAUUUCGCUUCAUGUCACAGAAGCUCUUCAUUUCAGUCUCUGUCCUCUCCAGCCUGGGCAUUGUCCUGGCUGUGGUCUGUCUGUCCUUUAACAUCUACAACUCUCAUGUCCGUUACAUCCAGAACUCCCAGCCCAACUUGAACAAUCUGACUGCUGUGGGCUGCUCCCUGGCGUUGGCUGCCGUCUUCCCCCUGGGGCUAGAUGGGUACCACAUCGGGAGAAGCCAGUUUCCUUUUGUGUGUCAGGCACGCCUCUGGCUCCUGGGUCUGGGCUUCAGUCUGGGCUAUGGCUCCAUGUUCACGAAGAUCUGGUGGGUCCACACGGUCUUCACUAAGAAGGAGGAGAAGAAGGAGUGGAGGAAGACCCUGGAGCCCUGGAAGCUGUACACCACAGUGGGCUUGCUAGUGGGCAUGGAUGUCCUCACUCUUGCCAUUUGGCAGAUGGUAGACCCCUUGCACCGGACCAUUGAGACUUUUGCCAAGGAGGAACCAAAGGAAGAUAUUGAUGUGUCCAUCCUGCCCCAGCUGGAGCACUGCAGCUCCAAGAAAAUGAACACCUGGCUUGGCAUUUUCUAUGGUUACAAGGGGCUGCUGCUGCUGCUAGGCAUCUUUCUUGCUUAUGAGACCAAGAGCGUGUCUACUGAGAAGAUCAAUGACCACCGGGCUGUGGGCAUGGCCAUCUACAACGUGGCGGUCCUGUGCCUCAUCACUGCCCCGGUCACCAUGAUCCUGUCCAGCCAGCAGGAUGCAGCCUUCGCCUUUGCAGCUCUUGCCAUAGUGUUCUCCUCCUACAUCACUCUGGUCGUUCUGUUCGUGCCGAAGAUGCGCAGGUUGAUCACCCGGGGUGAGUGGCAGUCGGAGGCGCAGGAUACCAUGAAAACGGGGUCGUCGACCAACAACAAUGAGGAAGAGAAGUCCCGACUGUUGGAGAAGGAGAACCGGGAGCUGGAGAAGAUCAUUGCUGAGAAAGAGGAGCGAGUGUCCGAGCUGCGCCAUCAGCUUCGUUCUCGGCAGCAGCUGCGCCCUCGGCGUCACCCCCCGACGCCCCCAGACCCCUCAGGGGGCCUGCCCAGGGGACCCCAUGAGCCCCCUGACCGGCUCAGCUGUGACGGGAGCCGGGUUCACUUGCUGUACAAGUGAGGGCGUGAGCGGGGAGGGGACUGGCUGGGAGGACGCCCCCCCUCUGAUAGUCUGGAGUGGUCUGGGUGCCCUGGACUGUUCUAGAUCCACUGUCCAGUGCGCACCAGGCGCUGCUGCUUCCCCACCGGCCCCUCCCGCCCCCUCCUGCCCCCCUCCCCUUCCAGGUCUCCUACACAGACCCAUCCCUCGCACCUGUACCUGCACCUGCUCUGUCCCCUGGAUGUUGCCUUUUCCUGGCACUCACAUGCCCCCACCUCUGCUCCUCCUCACUCACAUGCUCCUCCUGUGCUCAUGUGCACACAUGCUUUCUCCUCUGUCCUGUGGCCUCAUGUGGCCCUGGUGGUGGGGGCACCACUGUCCCUGGAGCAGAGGCAGGUGUUCCCCAUGGGUGCAAAGCCAUGUGCGUCCCUGCAUCUUUGCUGUGUGUUCAUGCGACCUGGGUGCCCCCACCCUUUGCAUUGGAACAUCGUCCUAUUCUCCCAAAACAGCUGCAGGCACCCACUCUGCACCUUGUUAUGAACUUUCCUUGGAUUCACACCCUCACCUGGUUUCUGCUUGAGCUCCGCCCCCACUUUGUGCUCAUGUAUCCUAGGUCCACAUUCACAUUCCUUCCCAGGACUGCUUCCUUUGGUUUUGUGUUUUUCUGGGGGGAGUUAAGAGAGAAGAAAUGAGGGCAGGCUUGGGGAGCUGCUUCCAGUAGAAGUGAGAAUCCUAACCACAGGAAGCCACCUCGACUGCUGGCAUGGACGGAGGGAACUCCAGGGCAGAAGGUGGCAUCCCCUUUGCAUUGAGGUGUCUCUUGGGGAGGGAUCUCCCCUAGUCUCAAUAAACCAGUGAACAGUGUGA